AAAAACCCCAACCCAACCCCAGUUUCUCACAUGAUAUGAUACUGCUUGUUGCUUGACUCUCCACCGUCAUCAGUCUCCUCUGUCCUCCAUUCAUAAUAUCCUCCCGCAUCCCCACGCUCCAUCACUCCUCCUCACGCUUGAGAAAGAGAGAGAGUAACACAGCUCGCAUUUUCUUUUUGUCAAUACAGUGUCGGUGGAGCUUCGAGUUCUCUGCCUUUUUGUUUUUGUUUUCUUGAAUUGAGGGAGGAUCAAAAGUAAGGUAAUUUACUAAAUUAAUACAAGAAGAAAGGGUGAAAUCUUAAGAAUAUGUACGGAAGAGAUCCAUGGGGAGGACCCCUGGAGAUAAAUGCAGCAGAUUCAGCAACAGAUGAUGACAGGAGCAGGAACUUGAAUGACUUAGACAGGGCAGCUCUGUCAAGGCCAUUGGAUGAGACUCAGCAGAGUUGGUUGCUGGGUCCAGCUGAGCAAAAGAAGAAGAAGAAAUAUGUGGAUCUGGGCUGUAUCAUUGUUAGUCGCAAGAUCUUUGUGUGGACUGUUGGGAGUAUCGUUGCUGCUGGUCUCUUGGUUGGUCUUAUUACUCUUAUUGUUAAAACUGUGCCUCGCCAUCAUCACUCUCAUGCUCCAGCUGAUAACUACACUCUUGCUCUACAUAAGGCACUCAUGUUCUUCAAUGCUCAAAGAUCGGGAAAGCUUCCGAAGCAUAACAACGUGUCAUGGAGGGGAAGCUCGUGUUUGGGCGAUGGGAAAGGUAAACAAGGUAGUUUUUACAAAGAUCUGGUGGGUGGAUAUUAUGAUGCUGGGGAUGCAAUAAAGUUCCACUUCCCUGCUUCUUUUUCCAUGACAAUGUUGAGCUGGAGUGUUAUUGAAUAUAGUGCGAAAUAUGAAGCUGCUGGUGAGCUUAACCAUGUCAAAGAACUUAUAAAGUGGGGAGCUGACUACUUUCUGAAGACAUUUAAUAGUUCUGCUGAUACCAUCGACAGGAUAGUUGCACAGGUUGGCUCGGGGGAUACUUCUGGUGGGAGUACCACUCCAAACGAUCAUUAUUGCUGGAUGCGUCCUGAGGACAUUGAUUACGACAGACCUGUAACUGAAUGCAGCUCCUGCUCUGAUCUUGCUGCAGAAAUGGCUGCUGCCUUAGCUUCUGCAUCUAUCGUUUUCAAAGAUAACAAGGCCUACUCUCAGAAGCUUGUUCAUGGUGCCAAAACUCUCUUUAAAUUUGCAAGGGACCAGCGAGGUAGAUACAGUGCAAGUGGUUCAGAAGCCGCCAUUUUCUAUAAUUCAACUAGUUACUGGGAUGAAUUUAUUUGGGGUGGAGCUUGGCUAUAUUAUGCAACUGGAAAUAAUUCCUAUCUUCAACUUGCUACAAUGCCUGGCUUAGCAAAGCAUGCCGGUGCAUUUUGGGGAGGGCCAGACUAUGGUGUGCUUAGCUGGGACAACAAGCUUGCUGGUGCUCAGCUACUUUUGAGCCGCCUAAGAUUGUUCUUGAGCCCUGGUUAUCCAUAUGAAGAAAUACUGAGGACAUUUCACAACCAGACCAGUAUAAUCAUGUGCUCAUAUCUGCCAAUUUUCACGAAGUUUAAUAGAACAAAAGGAGGCUUGAUCGAGUUAAACCAUGGAAGGCCUCAGCCCCUUCAGUAUGUCGUCAACGCUGCCUUCCUAGCAACCCUAUUUAGUGAUUAUCUUGAAGCUGCUGAUACACCUGGAUGGUAUUGUGGACCAAAUUUCUACUCUACUGAUGUGUUGCGUGAUUUCGCCAAGACUCAAAUUGAUUACAUCCUGGGCAAAAAUCCUCGUAAAAUGAGCUAUAUUGUGGGUUUUGGUAAUCAUUACCCAAAACAUCUCCACCAUAGAGGUGCAUCUAUCCCUAAGAACAAGAUCAGGUAUAACUGUAAAGGAGGAUGGAAAUGGAGGGACACCUCGAAGCCAAACCCAAAUACACUUGUUGGAGCCAUGGUUGCUGGCCCUGACCGGCAUGAUGGUUUCCAUGAUGUUCGCACCAACUAUAAUUAUACAGAGCCAACGAUUGCUGGAAAUGCAGGAUUAGUUGCAGCACUUGUGGCCUUGUCUGGUGACAAAACUACUGGGAUUGACAAGAACACAAUAUUCUCUGCAGUUCCCCCAAUGUUUCCAACUCCUCCACCACCACCAGCACCUUGGAAACCAUGAGAUGCCACAGUUGACAGUUUUUAAGAGUUUAUCUGUGUGGCUUUUGGUAAGAUGAUUUUGCUGCAAUAGAGUUUGGACUUGGAACAUCUUGGGAGGUAAAGAUGAUGCUACUUAAGGAAGGAGGAUGAUCAUAGGAAAGACUACAAUGCAUAAGUUUGUGAAGAUGACUGGGGUAUACGUGCUUGGGAACUUUUAAGAAAUUGAUAUUUUGUACCCAAGAUGUCUGUCUGAUUUUGUGAUAUACUUAGUAUAUGUGUAUGAUAUGUAACGUUGUAUUCUUUGGGAAAACAAAUUGUGAACUCAACAGUUCAAAGACUGAUUAACAAUAAAUUCGAUUUAAUGUUGUAACA
This is a messenger RNA of Populus nigra (black poplar), 2516 nucleotides long. RefSeq names its product endoglucanase 25-like. The transcript is spliced from 6 exons. The record is from RefSeq and is a predicted model, not a curated record. Gene Ontology annotation, molecular function: hydrolase activity, hydrolyzing O-glycosyl compounds. Gene Ontology annotation, biological process: carbohydrate metabolic process. Bases 307 to 2166 code for a protein of 619 amino acids. Lineage: Eukaryota; Viridiplantae; Streptophyta; Magnoliopsida; Malpighiales; Salicaceae.